AUGCGCUCGCUAUACCAGCAUAUUGGACGGUUCACAGUAACCCAUCACAAACAGAACAAACCAGUCAGAGAUCUAGAAGGUAACCUCCUAUCCAAUGAUGACGCACAAAUCCGAAGAUGGCGCCAACACUUCAUGGGAAUUAGCCACACCACAUCACCAAACGUGGCCAUAGACUACAGGAGUGUUGUGCCGCCAAGUGAGAGUAGCAGGAUACCCUCUGCACCCCCGAAUGUAAGAGAAAUCGUGAAUGCAAUAAAGAAGCCGAAGCACAACAGGGCAGCUGGCGAAGACAACAUACCAGCUGAAUUGCUUCAAGUUGACACCCAACUGAUGGCUGAAAUAUUGCAUCCACAUUUCUCACGCAUAUGGGAAGGCGAGACGGUGCCAGCCUCCUGGAAAAGCGGAAUCAUUGUGAAGCUUCCCAAAAAAGGCGACCUUAGUGACUGCAACAACUGGAGAGGGAUAACACUGCUCAACACCAGCUACAAGAUCUUAGCUACUUACUUAGCUCUGAACGAACGCCUCCAGGAAAAAAUUGAGCCAUUAAUCCGAGACGAACAGGCAGGCUUCAGACCCCACAGGAGUUGCGUAGACCAGGCAAAUAUACUAUGCAUAAUAACCGAGCAAGCUGUGGAAUGGAAAGCCCCGCUUUACCUCCUGUUCAUCGACUUCAAGAAGGUGUUCGACUCAGUUGAAAGAGCAGCAAUAUGGCGAACACUUGCAAGAAAAGGAGUACCUGCAAAUCUCAUCGCCAUCAUCAAAUCGAUGUAUGACGAUGCCAACCUGGCGGUACUGCACAAUGGAAAAACUAGUGCACCUUUCCAGACAAACACCGGAAUUCGGCAAGGAUGCCCGCUGUCACCACUCCUCUUUAACAUCGUAGUCGACGAGUUAAUGAGCGAAGUAUGCUCUUCCAAGCGCGGAAUUACGUGGAACCUCACCAGACACCUUGGGGACUUGGACUACGCAGACGACAUCUGUCUCAUAUCGCAGAGACUCGACGACAUACAAAGGAAAAGUGACGACCUCGUCAGGAUAGCCAGCAGCGCUGUGCGAAGAUUCUUGUCGCUGGAAAGGAAGCUUACAAAGCACCCUGGCUUGAGGGUUAAAUAUGCGGCGUUCAUGAAGGAAUAUCGUCAUCUGGGACAUAUGUCGGCUGUGCCGGCUUCCGAAGUCAGCUCGUGCCGAUACUUUUUACCACUUUUUUAUCACUGCGUCAUAAAGGAGGAUAGCUCUACCACCAAGAUUCGCGUUGUCUUUGACGGAUCAGCUGCCCCUUCCACCGUUACCUACGGCACCAAACCAGCCUCCUUCUUGUCCGUGAGGGCUAUGCAGCAGUUGUCAAUCGAUGAGCAGGCAUCGUUUCCCAUUGGAUCAGAAAUCCUUCGGCGCGAUUUUCACGUGGAUGAUCUUAUCUCCGGCUCCGGCACGGUAAAGGAUGCUAUCAGCAUAAUGCAGCAGACGGCUGGCAUUCUUGCGAAGGGCAAGCUCAAGCUAAGGAAAUGGUGCUCUAACAUUCCGCUUCUGCUGGAGAUUGUGCCCGCCGAGGACAAGGAGUCAUUCAUGAAGUUUGAAGAUGUCGCCAUUGAGACCCUGCAGGCGCUCUGUUUUGUCUGCGAUUGCUAA
Messenger RNA from Drosophila santomea, 1626 nucleotides. RefSeq lists its product as uncharacterized. The transcript has 4 exons. NCBI's taxonomy places the organism in Eukaryota, Metazoa, Arthropoda, Insecta, Diptera, Drosophilidae. Bases 1 to 1626 code for a protein of 541 amino acids. The record is from RefSeq and is a predicted model, not a curated record.